Messenger RNA from Prunus mume (Japanese apricot), 2591 nucleotides. RefSeq names its product proline extensin-like receptor kinase 1 (gene PERK1). The record is from RefSeq and is a predicted model, not a curated record. NCBI's taxonomy places the organism in Eukaryota, Viridiplantae, Streptophyta, Magnoliopsida, Rosales, Rosaceae. Gene Ontology annotation, molecular function: protein kinase activity; ATP binding. Gene Ontology annotation, biological process: protein phosphorylation.
CAGAGGCUCUACUUGGUCUCAGCCAAAAGGCAAGCUGGUGAGUGGUGAGCUCUCCCCACAGCACAGUUCCAGCGAAGCAGACGAUGAUGAUCUCUGCCUCUCUCCUACCACCAUGUGAUGAAGUCUGAUGACUGAAGAAUUGUUUGUUUUGGAAUGAAAUAGAAAAUCAGAGAGAGAGAGAAAAAAAAAGCAACAAAAAUACCUUCCUAAUUCCGAAACCAAAAAAGCAAACUCUAUCUGUCUGUGUUUGUCUGCCCUCUCUCGUACUCUCUCCCUCCAUUAACUACUAGACACUCUCUCUCUCCUUCUCUCUCUUGCCCUCUCUCUUCUUUUGGAGAGAGAAAAAGGAGAAAGCUUUUCAUUCAGCGGAGCAAGAAACGACUGUCUAUCAGCUACCCAUUUCUUUCGAUACAUCUGAUUUGUAGCAGCAAUGUCGAGCCCACCUCCGGGGACAACUCCGGCGCCUUCUUCGCCGCCGGCGACGAACACAACCACACCACCAGCAGCUCCGGCACCGUCUUCGCCUCCGGCGACCAACACCACCUCACCACCCCCGCCAUCUCCGACCGCACCGCCUCCAUCGACUCCGAAUGCGCCACCACCAUCGACCCCGAGUGCACCACCACCAGCCACUCCCUCAUCACCUCCACCACCAUCACCAACCACACCCACACCGCCGUCGACCACUCCUCCGACCUCUUCGGCCUCUCCGCCGCCGCCUUCGGGUUCAACAUCCCGCUCUCCUCCUCCGCCGACUAGUUCGGGCACUACGCCUUCGACCCGGAGUCCUCCGCCUCCAAAAUCGGUUUCUCCGCCUUCUCCGCCAUCGUCAUCGAACUUAGAUUCGGGGGUUAUAAUCGGGAUUGCCAUUGGGGCUGUGGCGAUCUUUGCGGUGCUGACUAUCUUCUGCAUUUUUUGCACUAAGAAGAAGAGGAGGAGAAGGGAUGACGAAAACUAUUAUAUACCUCCCCCGCCGCCUCCCGGGCCUAAAGAUGACCCAUACGGUGGUCCACCACAUCGGUGGCAACAAAAUCUUCCGCCUGCAGAGCAUGUAGUCACAAUGAUGCCAAAGCCAUCUCCUCCACCAGCUCCAGCAUCACGUCCGCCAUACUCACCACAGAGUGUUCCCCCACCACCACCACCACCUUUCACAAGCAGCAGUGGAGGUUCUGGUUCCAAUUAUUCAGGGGGUGAAACUCCAGUCCCACCACCUCCACCAGGCUAUACCUUGGGUUUCUCUAAAAGCACAUUUACAUAUGAGGAACUCGCAUUAGCAACAGAAGGCUUCUCGGAUUCCAAUCUCCUUGGACAAGGUGGAUUUGGAUAUGUACACAAAGGAGUCCUGCCGAAUGGGAAGGAAGUGGCAGUCAAGCAGCUAAAAGCUGGAAGUGGGCAAGGGGAACGUGAAUUCCAGGCAGAAGUUGAAAUUAUUAGCCGUGUACAUCACAGACAUCUUGUUUCACUGGUUGGGUAUUGCAUGACUGGAUCGGAGAGACUACUUGUUUAUGAAUUUGUUCCAAAUAAUACUAUGGAGUUCCACUUACAUGGAAAAGGACGACCUACCAUGGAUUGGCCCACCAGACUGAAAAUUGCUUUGGGAUCUGCAAAAGGACUAGCAUAUCUUCACGAGGAUUGUCAUCCUAAAAUCAUUCAUCGUGAUAUCAAAGCAGCUAAUAUACUUUUGGAUUUCAAGUUUGAGGCGAAGGUUGCGGAUUUUGGACUUGCCAAGCUGUCUUCGGAUGUUAAUACUCACGUUUCCACCCGAGUGAUGGGAACUUUUGGGUAUCUGGCUCCAGAAUAUGCUUCAAGUGGAAAACUCACAGACAAGUCAGAUGUUUUCUCCUUUGGGGUUAUGCUUUUGGAGUUGAUUACUGGACGCCGGCCUGUUGAUGCAUCUCAAACUUUCAUGGAGGAUAGUUUAGUAGACUGGGCAAGGCCUGUGUUAACUCGAGCACUGGAAGAAAGAAACUUUGAUGGACUGGUUGAUCCUAAGCUGCAGAAUGGUUAUGACCCCAAUGAGAUGGCUCGCAUGGUUGCUUGUGCUGCAGCUUGUGUACGUCAUUCUGCACGGCGUCGGCCUCGAAUGAGUCAGGUUGUCCGUGCUUUAGAGGGAGAUGUGUCUUUGUCUGAUCUCAAUGAAGGAAUCAGGCCCGGGCAGAGCAAUGUCUAUAGUUCAUAUGGGAGCUCAGACUAUGACACAAGCCAAUACAAAGAGGACAUGAAAAAAUUCAGGAAGAUGGCACUGGGAAGCCAGGAGUAUGGUGGUAGCAGCGAGUAUAGUGCACCCACCAGUGAGUAUGGCUUGUACCCGUCUGGCUCAAGCAGCGGUGAAGGCCAAAGCCGCCUAACCACCCGAGAAAUGGAGAUGGGAAGGAUUAAGAAGAACAGUAAAGGUUUUAGUGGAACCUCUUGACACAGCCAAUGCACCAAUUUUCCUGUAAAAAGCUACCCCCCCAAUUUUCUUACAUUGAUUUCAAGAACAACGUGUUUAUCACCAAUUAUAUCUAUUUUUUUUUUCAUCCAUUUGAACUAUCGGUUUUACAGUGUACUUAGGAGCGCUUAUACACCACUAAACAAAUAAUCUUAUCCAA